UGACGUUGAGCGGAAGUGAGCCACCCCACCGGCCACUGCGGAAACAAACAGUUCAGCCAGAAUCAAAUAAAUAAAGGAUUAAUCGCGAGUCGCCUCCUGGUUAAUCCCGUAACUGUGUCCACAAUGUCCCGGCAGUCCAACCGAACAACUGACAGCAAGAAGAUGAAUUCUGAGCUGUUCACACUGACUUAUGGGGCCCUGGUCACCCAGCUUUGUAAAGACUACGAGAAUGACGAGGAAGUCAAUAAACAACUGGACAAGAUGGGCUAUAACAUCGGAGUGCGUCUCAUCGAGGACUUCCUGGCACGCUCCAGCAUCGGCAGGUGUCAGGAUUUCCGAGAAACGGCAGAUGUCAUUGCGAAGGUUGCAUUUAAGAUGUACCUGGGAACCACCCCCAGUGUGACCAACUGGAGCCCGGCAGGAGAUGAAUUCUCCCUCAUCUUAGAGAGCAACCCGUUGGUCGAUUUUGUGGAGCUGCCGGACAACCACAACACGCUGAUCUACUCCAACCUGCUGUGUGGGGCCCUCAGAGGGUCACUGGAGAUGGUCCAGAUGGCGGUGGACGUGAAGUUCGUCCAGGACACUCUGAGGGGGGACAACGUUACAGAAAUCCGAAUGAAGUUCAUCAAGAGGAUUGAAGAAAAUCUCCCGGCAGGGGAUGAUUAAUGGAACCGGAGGAGAAGCAAAUGCAAAACAUCUCAAUAGGACGUUUCCCUGCAGUCUUGAAUAUUAUAUUAGAGUUGAAAGACUCUGUAUAAACACCACAGCCUGGAUCUUUCACAUUCAAGUUUUGAAUGGACCAAUGGCCUAUGUUAUAGAGAGACUCCCUUACUUCUAGCAUCUUUGUCCUCCUGUUUUAUUUUUUUCUAUCUGCGUUAGGAGAAGAAUGCAAGGAUUUAGAGGAGACAACUUAGAUUCAUCCCAGAGAAAUGAAAAACUGUACACUAUGUAAACACAGCAUCAAAACACAGCUCGGCUACCUUGAUUCAUUUAUGGGUGGUGAAAACAUGUAUUCAAUGACCUGUGGUUCAAUUUGGCAGUGCAGAGGAGUGAGACAGGGAAUUAAUCUGUCACCGUUUCUUCAUUUGAUGUUUCAAUUUAUUUCCCUUUUCUUCGUGUGAACAUGUGUAGGCUGUUUAUAUUUUUUUUCCGGUGUGAAGCUGGAAAGCCCUACAUUGUCAUGUUUUCAUGUUUUUGUCUUGUUUUGCUUCAUUUUCUUAAUUCUUUACAAGAUCACAUUCUAUAUUGCUGUCAAUUGUCUGGCAUGAUAAUUUAUGUGGAUGCAUAAUAUCAAAUAAAUGCAACAUAUUUGAAAAGAG
Messenger RNA from Platichthys flesus (European flounder), 1319 nucleotides. It is a transcript of the gene trappc3, whose product is annotated as trafficking protein particle complex subunit 3. The transcript is spliced from 5 exons. The record is from RefSeq and is a predicted model, not a curated record. NCBI's taxonomy places the organism in Eukaryota, Metazoa, Chordata, Actinopteri, Pleuronectiformes, Pleuronectidae. Gene Ontology annotation, biological process: endoplasmic reticulum to Golgi vesicle-mediated transport; intra-Golgi vesicle-mediated transport. Bases 124 to 666 code for a protein of 180 amino acids. Gene Ontology annotation, cellular component: cis-Golgi network membrane; cytosol; TRAPP complex.